Molecule: messenger RNA, 2313 nt
Organism: Miniopterus natalensis
Lineage: Eukaryota; Metazoa; Chordata; Mammalia; Chiroptera; Miniopteridae
Gene: MOB3A
Product: MOB kinase activator 3A
Source: RefSeq, a predicted model, not a curated record
UGGGACAGAAGACACAGGACCGAGGCCAGCGCGGCCGGGCCCCAGCGGCGUGAGGCGGCAGACCUCAGGGAAGACCCAGGGGCCAGUGAAUUUCCGGUCACCUGUGGGUUGGUGGUCGACACCAGCAUCCUUCCCAGCCCCCUCCACGAAGGACUCAUCCAGGAGUUUGCAGUGAGCACCACAAUGUCCAACCCCUUCCUGAAGCAGGUCUUCAACAAGGACAAGACCUUCCGCCCCAAGCGCAAGUUUGAGCCGGGCACCCAGCGGUUCGAGCUACACAAGAAGGCACAGGCAUCAUUGAAUGCGGGGCUGGACCUGAAGGUGGCUGUGCAGCUGCCGGCUGGUGAGGAGCUCAAUGACUGGGUGGCCGUGCAUGUGGUAGACUUCUUCAAUCGUGUCAACCUCAUCUAUGGCACCAUCAGUGAUGGCUGCACCGAGCAGUCCUGCCCCAUCAUGUCGGGAGGCCCCAAGUAUGAGUACCGCUGGCAGGACGAGCACAAGUUCCGCAAGCCCACAGCACUGUCGGCCCCACAAUACAUGGACCUGCUCAUGGACUGGAUUGAGGUGCAGAUCAACAACGAGGACAUCUUCCCCACCAACGUUGGCACGCCGUUCCCCAAGAACUUCUUGCAGGUGGUGAAGAAGAUACUGUCCCGGCUGUUCCGUGUGUUUGUGCACGUCUACAUCCACCACUUUGACCGCAUCGCACAGAUGGGCUCUGAGGCGCACGUCAACACCUGCUACAAGCACUUCUACUACUUUGUCAAGGAGUUCGGCCUCAUAGACACCAAGGAGCUGGAGCCGCUGAAAGAAAUGACUGCACGGAUGUGCCACUGAGAACCCCUCUGCUUUGCUGCCACCGAAGCAGUGCCAGGGGACACUCCAACUUGAGGGCCACCUUCCCCGAACACGGACUGUGUUUUCUGCCCUGGCAGCUCGGUGACCUCCACAGUUGUCAGAUGGUGACCUCUGUGCCCCCAAUGCCGCACUGGACACUGGGGUUGAGUCCUCUUUCUGAUUCUGAGGUGGCAGCAGCUGUGGGUCCGUGCACAGCAGGGCCCAGCUUCCCAGAGCCCCAUAGGGGAAGAUUGAACUUGAACUCUGUGAUUCUGUGUGCUGUGAGCAACUGAGAAAAUCCACUUUAUCUAUAAAGCACUUGGAUCUGCCUGGAGGCUGAAGCCCUGCCUGUCUUUCACAGGCCUGUCCCCUAAUGCCCCAGAGCGCUCAGCCUGGGAGAGGACAGACUGCGCAGGCUCUGGGUCAGCAAGACAGGAACCCACCUCUGCUGGGCCUUUAAGCCUCAGCUCCCUCACAGCAUACCUCCUGCAGCCCCAUGUCUGUGUCAUGAGAGGUACGACGUGGCCCUGGCUCCCUACCCUUCCCUCCUACAUUCCUCAGUCCCCUUCUGUUCCUUCAGUUCCUCCAAAACAUUUGGUUCAUUUCUCAGGGUUUCUUGGACCCCACAUCUGUACCCCCGGUUUCCUGGGGCCUUUUCACAUAUCAUAAAAGAUUGUGUUUUUAUAUAGACUCGCUGACAACCACCUUGAGAUGUUAAGGGAUAACAGCUUUUUAUCUAUAAAUAGUGAAUACCCUUGCCCUCUAGAAAAAUAUCCCUCCAUUAUGAAUAACCCAGGAUGACCCUUCCACAGAACUUCUCCCAGGUUUGGGGUCUUUGAACUUGGCUUUUCUUCAGGUGCCUGCCCACUUUAUAUGAAACACUUGGUGUGGCCUUUGGUGACUAGGGGACUAGAGUUCCAGCACUGUCUCCCCACAGAACACUGGGGCAUAUGGCCAGGCACCUGUGUGGGGCCGCCAAGAAAUGACCUCAGGAAGCCACAUGCUGCCCCCAGCUCCAGGCUCCCUGCCGCUCAGCCCUGCCUUCAGGGCACAACAGUGGCCUUUCCCGUGGCAGCCCUUCCCACCCAGCCACACCCACCUCUGAGGACCUCUCAGUAUCUGGGAUGCCCACAGAAGAGAGGGGCACCAUCUCCCAACACCAAACAAGUGCAAUUAAUACAACCUCAGCCUGGUCCUCUGGGCACCACUGGGUCCAGCUCUUGGAUCCCUGGGGACAUGGGCCCCAUAGGACUGCAGAAAACCAUGCAGUCGAAUGUAGCUCCUUUUAAAUGCAAAACCACGACCAAACUCCAGAACCACUGUGUUCCCUCCCAGGUCACCACCAGCUCUUCCCUUCAGCCAGGCCAGGUUGGGGAAGGUGGCGGGGACUGUGGGGCAGGAAGGGUGCCCUCCCCACCCUCUUGUGCCUGUGGGUAUUUCCACACAAACAUCAGAAUAAAUUGUGCCAUUUUCGUA